Messenger RNA from Didymodactylos carnosus, 759 nucleotides. NCBI's taxonomy places the organism in Eukaryota, Metazoa, Rotifera, Eurotatoria, Philodinida, Philodinidae. The record is from the annotation of a GenBank genome assembly.
AUGGAUCAAAAAGACAUCGACGAACAAAAUGUAUCAAUGUUUAAAAAUUCAUUAUCAGUAGUUUCGAAUCCAAUUGUUCGAACUAAAAAAUGUUUUCAGGUUCCAAUGCAAGUGAAUUUUUGUUGCUUCUGCCAAGUGCAUUUAUCAAACAGUUCCGUCGUCAUACCUUCUGUGGCUCGUUUAGAUUUAUUUGUCGAACAUGACGCCUAUGUUCAUCCACAACAAAAGGGUUGUUUUCAUCAUUUGAAAGGCACACGUUUAGAUCCAGAUAUUAUUACUGAUACCAGUCAAUAUGAGCCAGCAAUUCUUACUAGUGAAGAAGCUGCCGAUUUACUAUUUCAAUUGAAAAAUGAAAUAAAGAGCAAGCGAAAUCGCUCACUGCUUGACAAUCCAUUGAUGGAUAAUGAAGAUUUAAAAACAUGGACAGGCUGGGAAAAGUCUAAUUUAUUGGCAAUGCAAAGAACAGUUUUAGAUUCAAAAGCAAUGAGAGAUAGUCAACAUCGCACUAUCUCAGAUGCUUUAAUUAUGUUUUGGGUGAAAUUGAAAACUAACUUGGCCUAUGGUCAAACUGGAACACUUUUUAAUUACGAUUUAAGCGCUGAGGAUCGAGGAAAACGUGUCGCGGAAUCCUGUGAUGCGAUAAUGGAUGUUUUGCGUAAAUAUUUUGUUCCGAACUACUUAGGUUUUAGUCAUUUAACUGAACGACAGGCAUUCGCACAUGACACGACCUACUCAAAAAUUUUUUUGGAGAUGGAGUAA